This is a messenger RNA of Phytophthora sojae, 936 nucleotides long. RefSeq lists its product as hypothetical. The transcript is spliced from 4 exons. The coding region runs from base 1 to 936 and encodes 311 amino acids. The record is from RefSeq and is a predicted model, not a curated record. NCBI's taxonomy places the organism in Eukaryota, Oomycota, Peronosporomycetes, Peronosporales, Peronosporaceae.
AUGCCGCGCGGCCUAAGGCGUCGGGAGUGGCGGCAGGAGCGGUGCUUCAUCAACAUGUGCCAGGCGGCAAAACGGCCAGAUACCAGCAUCACCCGGGCUGGCGCAAAACUACUGAGGCGAUACUUCGCGGAUUACGGCAUUCCUGCAAACGAACUCGCCAAUAUGGCCGAGCCACCGGAAGCUGAGAAAGAAACGACUCGUGAGGCUUCGACGGUGUGGAGUAGCGGCCUCACAGAAAUCGCGGAGUUCGUCCUCGCACAAACCCGACGCGUCCAAUCUGCGGUCGCGACGGGCAAUUUCCCGGAUCUUGACUCGACGGGAUUUCCUCGACGGGAUUUCCUCGACGGGAUUUCCUCGACGGGAUUUCCUCGACGGGGUUUUGGGUUGACGGGUUUUGGGGAAACGGGCGCGCUGGUCGACCCGUCGGAUGGUUACGCGUCGCACUGGAUUCUGGCACCGUGUCUCACGGCCCAUCACCCGCGCCGACUUUCCCGUCGAGCUCGGCCCUGCGUCGCGCCCAUCAAUACGCGUCGCGUGUUAAUCAGCCGCGUCGAAGUCCAUCACUCGCGUCCGCCGACAUCCAUCUCGCCUUCUUCCUCCGGCGCCCGGCGCGCCCACUUCUUCGCGGGGCACUACACCACAACCGUCCCGCUGCCACGCACGCGCACUCCCCAGGUGGGUGUGUCGUUGCACAUCAUGGUUCGCGCUGAGGACAUCUACGUUGAGGAGGGCGGGCCCGACACGGGCAACCUCGAGACUGCUGGCAUCGUCGUCUAUGCAAGCAGAGCACAUCGGUCUCGCCUCCCUGACCCGUCCGAUCAGCUCGCGGUAGCCCAAGCUGCCUCUCCCCGGUCCAAUCGCGACUCGGCGCUACCGUGGCGGAAUGUGAUCAAGCGCAGCAAUCCUUCGCAGCUGUGGAGCAGCAACGCGGCGUAG